Molecule: messenger RNA, 3638 nt
Organism: Pecten maximus
Lineage: Eukaryota; Metazoa; Mollusca; Bivalvia; Pectinida; Pectinidae
Product: serine/threonine-protein kinase Nek4-like
Exons: 10
Coding region: 231-1550 (439 amino acids)
Biological process (GO): protein phosphorylation
Molecular function (GO): ATP binding; protein kinase activity
Source: RefSeq, a predicted model, not a curated record
UGAAUGAUUCAGGAAGUUUAAUACGCUAUGUGGAAAAAGCCAAUGGGAAAAUUAGUCGACAACCUCACUCGUCUAGGUACGAAGAUCCUGAUUAUCUGCCAAUUUUAGGUGGAAUGCUCGAUGACUGUAAACAUGUAAUAGGUGUGAAGUUUCUGCAUUUACACCAUUUGUAAUUUACAAACGGAUUUAUAAAACGUAAAUACAGGAGAUGAUAUAUUUACUGAAGAAAAAUGGCAGGCUUUAUUAACAGAAAGGAGACGUUUGGAAGUUAUGUCGAGAUUGAGCAAAUAGGUAGAGGAACAUUUGGAAAAGUGUACCUUGUGAAAAAAGCGGAUGAUACGAGUCGGGACGACUCUCGAGUACAGAAGUUUGCCUUAAAGAAGAUACAUUUUCCGACCAGCAAUCGGAAGAGAGAAGAGGAACUCGUGCAACGUGAAGAGGACAUCCUCAAAGCUGUAAAACAUCGUAACUUGGUACGGUAUGUCGACUCCUUCCGGGAGAAAGACAACGUCUAUAUGGUCAUGGAGUACUGCGACGGUGGAACACUGCAUUCAUACAUCCGUGAACUGAAGGAAGGAAUGCCGGAAGAUAUGUUCUCAUGUUUUAUGGAGCAGAUUGCAACUGGACUAAAGUAUCUUCAUAAAAAGAACAUAAUGCAUCGAGACAUCAAAACCAAAAACAUCAUGCUAUCCAAAGGAAACGUUUUAAAGAUAUGUGAUUUUGGGAUCGCGAAAUUCAAUACUGCCUACAACUCGGUUUGGAUGGGUACCCCACGUUAUAUGAGUCCGGAAAUAGUGAGAAAUGAACCAUACGAAUUUAAGACAGAUAUAUGGAGCCUUGGAUGCACAGCCUACGAGAUGGCGGUAUCAGAAUACGCGUUCACGGCGAAAACUCUCGAUAAAAUCUUCGAUGACAUACGUACAAAUAAGGUUCCAGAUAUGUCUAAAAUUGUUUACUGUGAGGAUAUCAAGACACUAAUAAAACAGAUGCUGGAAGUCUCGCAAGAAAGGAGACCCAGUGCUAAGGAUGUACUGAAAAGUAUUUCUGAGCACGAGUGUACAAUACCGAUAUCGUCCCAAGCCAAGGGGACUCGGAGGCCAGUCACAGGGAGAGGUGUGGAGAGUGAACAGUCGACUCCAGACUAUACACUUGAUGCCACCUGUACAGCAGGGGACUCUGGAUUGGGCGUCAGCUCAAAAGUAAAGGGUUCCUGUAUAAAAGCCAAGAAGCAUCUAGAGCGUGCCUCUACCGAGUUCCAAUCGAUGCUGGUCGAAAUCAUCCAUUCUCGUCAAGGGGUAGACAUUGUAAAGGAUAUCAAAUCAGAUCUAUCGUUAGAAAAAGCUGAGGGAAUAUUGAAGAGGAGUGGCAAUAGCCGAGUUAACAAGAAAUUCCGUGAUAUUAUGCAGAUAGUGGAAUCGCUGUACAAUGUUGAAAAAGAAAUCAACCGUCUUGAUGAUCUGGAUGCUACAUUUUCGUCUUUGGAGUCUCAAACCUUCUCAACAUGUCCAACUUCAAGUUCACGAACUCGAUCUAGGUACAAUACUGAGUGAUCCGUGUUAUUGUCACAUUGAGACAUAAACUAAAGACUUGAUUACCAAAACUCUUGAAUGGUUUACAAUUUCAUACAACAUUAUUGUAUGAUGACAUUGUAUGAGAUUGGUACCAUUAUAUCAUCCUUUGUUGACAUAACAAUGCCUUUCAUCCGUCCAGUGUCAUCAGUAUUGUCCUUUGCUGAUAUAACCGUGUAUUGUUACAUACAGUGUCACUAUUAUUAUUCUAUUGUCAUCAGUAUAGUCCUAUUUUGAUAUACAGAUGCCUUGUUCAGAUCCAUUGGCAUCAUUAUGGUCAUAUGUUCAUUUUUACAUCCAUUGUCAUUAUUAUCGUCCUCUGUUGAUACAACAAUAGCUUAUUUACACCCAUUGUCCAUACCAUCGUCCUCUGUUGAUACAACAAUACCCUGUUUACACCCAUUGUUCCAUUGUCAAUGUGGUCGUCCUCUGUUGAUACAACAAUAGCUUAUUUACACCCAUUGUCCAUACCAUCGUUCUCUGUUGAUACAACAAUACCCUGUUUACACCCAUUGUUCCAUUGUCAAUGUGGUCGUCCUCUGUUGAUGCAAUACCUUGUUUACACCCAUUGUCAAUGUUAUCGUCCCCUGUUGACAUAACGCUAUCUUUAAUCCGUCCAUCAUCAUCAUUAUUGUCAUGUGGUGAUUCCUUGUUUCUGCCAAAUGCCAUGAUUUUUCAACCAAAUGACAAUAUAAGAUUUGCUGUCAUCUCUUUUGAGUUUUUUUUUUUUACUUUCCCGUCCGUUAAUAAUUAUACUACGAAACACAUAUCGUGAUAGUGUAGUCCUUCGUGUAUCAUGCAUUGUUAUACUCCACUGUGUUAUGUAAGGCCAUGUGUAUUGUUCUGAAAUGCCAGGUGCUUGUUGUAUAUAACACAAUAAUCGGUCAGUACACGCGUAUACUGAAUAGCGCCAUUUAAUUGGAUAGGUCAUGUACAUACUGUACACGUCAUAGUGCAUUUAGAUUGUUUAUAAUAGUUACUAUCAAUCACUGAAAAUUAGCUUUUUGAAGCAAAUAACUAUGAAACAACACUGCAUAUUAACACUUUACAGCACACAACUCAGCGAAUAGCACAUUAGUUUGUCGUGGAAAUGUAAAACAUGGACAUAUCUGUUAUACAAAUAUCACUGCGAAGAAGUAUUAGGCUAUGUAGCGCAUUAUUCCUAAAGGCACAGCCCAUUGCUCCUGUUUAUCGAAAUGAGUUUCACUGUUGUGUUACCCCUAGAUUAUUCAUUGAAAAUGAUUUGUUUUGUUAUCUGAGUCCUAUAUUUGACAGGCGAAACACGUAAAUUUGUGUCCCUUUACUAAUCAUGUAAUUAUAUGAUUUCUAUUCCUUGUAUCAUACCAGCAUGACCGUGAUCUGACAGUUAAAACAGAUGACGUAAUCACAAAUGUGAUAUAAAUAGUUAAUAGAAAUUCGUCUUAUAUUUAACGAGAAAUGCACUGGAACGUCGUACACCACAACGUUUUUACUUUCCUUGUCUGUGAUUUCAUAUCUCAUUUUGUCGAAACGGGUCCAUAUUUACAUCUGUGAUAGAUUUUUCAUUUGAUGGGUAUUAGGUCGCUUAUUUACGGUAAAUUAAAUUACUCCUCUUUUGUAUGUUUUCUCUUGUGUCUAAAUGUGCUUAUUUCAACUAUAAUGUACACAUGUUAUCUCUUGUGUCUAAUUGUGCUUAUUUCAACUGUAAUGUACAUAUGUGUUCUUGGUGUCUAAUUGUGCUUAUUUCAACUGUAAUGUACAUAUGUUUUCUCUUGUGUCUAAUUGUGAUCAUUUCAACUGUAAUGUACAUAUGUGUUCUUGGUGUCUAAUUGUGAUUAUUUCAACUGUAAUGUACAUAUGUUUUCUCUUGUGUCUAAAUGUGAUUAUUUCAACUGUAAUGUACAUAUGUGUUUCUGGUGUCUUAUUGUGAUUAUUUCAACUGUAAUGUACAUAUGCUUAAUUUAGAAGCCAGUACACUUUUUCAACUUCUAGUCUAUACAGUAAAUUGAAUAUAGCUUUUAUCACAAGCAUAGAGAUACCUUUUUGUUACACAAUGAGGUACUGACAUUAAAAUUUAUAAUGAAAACACAA